Molecule: messenger RNA, 8223 nt
Organism: Menidia menidia (Atlantic silverside)
Lineage: Eukaryota; Metazoa; Chordata; Actinopteri; Atheriniformes; Atherinopsidae
Source: the annotation of a GenBank genome assembly
ACAGAGAAACCAGGGCUCCUCAGGAGACAGGGCAGAAGCACUGGCCUGCAGACUGACUGUAAACACAGAUUGGAGGGGUUUGGUAAAGCCGAAGGCAGACUCUAUAUGUGGAAAAUUGUUUAUUUGCACGGUGUUUUUCAGUCAGCUGAUGUGAGAGGCUGUUAGUCCGGGCAGUUGUGGCCCUGAACCUGGCAGAGCCAUGGGGAAUGAGAGCAGCACAGCUGAAGCAUUGCCAGAAGAGGGCGCUCCAGAAAGUGUUGUUCUUUUUCCGCCUGAGGAAAAUCUGAAUGACCCUCUGCAGACGCACUGCUGGACUGAGGCACGAGCCGGGAGUCUGACUGGACAGGACAGCCAAACCCUGCUGACCGAGGCCUCCAGCAGCCAGCCCGUCCUGCUGUCUCAGCCCGUGCUCCCAGACGUCCCCAUCAUCACCGGAGUGGAGGAGAGCAGAGGCGCUACAGCAGACCAAGAGGACAAGGAAGAGCUUGAGUUUCCUCACGAUCUGCUGCCCAGUUUGGAUUUCAGCAGUGAGCUCAACAUCUGGGAGUCCUCACUGGGAGCUCACACUAGCUCAGGCCAGAGGAAAUGUGAGCAGGGGAACCCUCUGCUGGUUGGCCUGCUGCAUCACAUGGGAGACAGUGGACCACACGUGGUUCAAGAUAGCAGGCUUCAUGGUUGCGACCCAGUUAUCACAGAUGCCCAGCGUUCACCUCAGCCUGCUGCCACUCCUCACCCACGACCCCUGACCCCUUCCCAGUCUGAGUUCUUAGACCGUGAACUCCAAGAGGCCUUCCAAGAAUGUGAAGAACAAAUGGUGUCACUGGGCCUGCUCACUCCCACAGAGCUCCUCAGAAACAAUCCUGAGGCAGUUUAUGAUGCUGUAAAGACAAGCGAAGUGAUAAAAAGCGAGGGAGAGGGAGAAAGCGUGAGUUAUGAUUUACUGGAGGGAGUAGCUACCGUAGCAGUUGCAGAGAGUGAGAAAGGAGCAGGGGAGGAAAAACUGGGAAGCAUCGAAAAGUGCCUGGGCUCUGCAGGAGGAGAAAGAGGCAAACUCUUGGACGGCCCCCCUCAGCUCUCCUUAAUCUCCACACAAGGAAAAUGCACGCUUGCAUUCUCAUCUGAAGGGGGACAGGCAACAUUUGAGAAAGGCUGCAGCAGCAAAAUGCCACACAACUUGGCAGAGAGUGACAUCAAGGGGCCGAGGGGGAUGAGCAUUCUUCGCUCAGACACCGAGAUUUCACCAACCGAAGAGGCAGACACAGAAAAGGAGCAACUACGUCUAGAAGCCUGUAUCAGUUCCUCUUCCCUCGGACUACUCCCUGGUCCUGAUUUUCAGGAUCACACAACUGUGGGAUUGGAAAGAUCAGGGGAGGGAGGGGGAAGAGGCGAGCAGUUCGGAGAGAAAGGAGAGCUGGCUGGAGAGCGCGGAUCGUUCAGCCAGCCAGAGGGCUCUGCUAGUGGCAUGUCAUCAGCCGAGACAGACUCGCGUCCGCCCACUGAUGUUGCCGAGUCACAGCUGAAGCCACAGAGCUGGAGCCAGCCGACUGCUGCCAUCACUGAGGGCAUCUGCUCUGAACAGGAUCGUCUGUUUCACCCCUGCCGGGAACAGAGUGGCGUAGCAGUAUCACCUCACCCAUCUCACACCGAACAGAGCGACAGCAAUAUAAAUGGAGGGAUAAAGGCUGGUCUGAAGAAGGAAGCAUCAUCUUUGGGAUAUACUUGUAAGGAAUCAUUCAUCACGGGCAACUACAACCAAGUCUUCCUGCCUUUAACCACAUCUCAGCCUCUGGGUCCUUCACAGCUGACCGAUCGAAAAGAAAUCGACAAUAAGCUAAUCCAGCCGUGUAGCACAGCAGAAGUAAGGAGAGCCGAAAGUGAAGCUGAAUUCCACGUCCAAACUCUGACCCAGAGCAACAGUGGUAGCCCUGCGAUGUCUGGAGUGGGUGUGCUUGUAUGUGACAGAAAAGGAGGUAACCACAAAGUUCACUUUCUGGAUGAUGACAUGUCCCUUCAGGCUCUAGACCGUGCUUCUUUGCCCCCCCUGACUGUUUAUGAGAAUUUGCACUAUCCUGUUGUUGAAGCCAGCUACACCUUUCCAGAAGUUCUCGGCUUGAAGAAACAGGAAACCCCCCAAAACGCAGCUCCCACCAAGAAUGAAGCAGCAACACACAUUUCAUCCAACAUUUUAGACUCACAAAAGAGUGAUCAGCCAGAUAAAACAGAGAGAGUAACUAACAGCUCCAGAACAGAUGUCACCAUAGAUCACUCAAGCCAUGAGAAAAACACUGUAGAUCUCCAUGCACUGACUGAGCCGUGCCCAGAAAAACUUCCAUGUCCUACUGUGGCUAAUCACACAGGUAAUGAAGAUCUUCCUCCUGAAACUGAUGAGUUGCAUGCUGAGGCUGCAGAUUUAGUUAAGACUGACCUGAAUCAGGAGUCGUCUUUGGAAGGUGACGUUACUGUGAUUCCUGAUGAAAAAGAAGAGGAUCAGCAUCUUUCAUUUGUGCUUCCAGCUGAUGAUGUCCCCUGCUCCACUGAGAUCCCCCCCGGGGAUAAUGACCAGAGCUCAGAGUCUGAAAGCGGAGCCUCUACCUGUGCUGCAUUUUCUCAGACAAAACCUCCUGUGGCCAAUGACCAACCUUCCAGCCAAUUAUGUGAAACGCUUCCUAAUGGCCAAGUCACUGUGGACCUCAUGGGGGCUAACGAGGGGCAGAAAACCACAACUGACUGUGCUGAUCCAAUAAAGGAUGAAUCAGCAUCUGCAGAGGAGGGAGCCUCUGGCCGGUUAACUCCUGCGAUUAGCCAUUGUGUCAACAGUCCACCUUUUAUGCUGCGGCCUCCUGGUCCGAUGUUGAACCACUUAGAGCUCAUUACUGACUGUGAUAUCUCUUUUCCUGAGCAGACCGAUGACCGCAGUGCUGAUGGAGACUGCACCAGUGUCUCUGGAGAGGUGGAUAACCAUAAACCUAACGAAAUGACACAAACGACUCUGGCCCAGGAUCGGAAGCACAGCGAUGGUGGUGUUAAAACAGCUGCGGCCGGUCUGGGAAAGGAAGAUGGAAACAAUGCUUUGCAGUGUUUUAGUGUGCCUCAGAAUUUUUUUGCCAAAGAAUUAAACAUCCCGUCUUCAAAAGAGGAAAAUGUGCCUCAUGAAGCUCAGUCUCCCGUUGCAGUUGGUGUAAUGUCCCAGGAGGAAUUAGAUAAUGUCAUUUCCCCACGUCACACUGAGCCAGACUGUGUUGGCACAAAACCCAUUACUUGUAAAGCAUCCAUUGGAGAUGACCUAGUAAAUGUCAGCUGCCCACUCAGCUCUGACCUGCGUGCCAGUGACACAUAUGAAAACAAUACAGAAGACAGUACCGGAGAGAAAAACAAACAGGGAGAUCAGACCGCUGUGCUGUUUAAAGAGAAUGAGAAUGAAGAGGCAACAAUGGAUAAUCAAAAGGAAGCAGCAGAUAGCAGCAAACAGCAGGCGGGAGAGACAGCCCCAACCUCACAGCAGCAGGACGGAGCAAAUAAAGAGGCUGUUGUGGAAACAGCAGCAUCACAGCCAUCACAUGAAGAUGGAGAGAAUAAGGCUGAAUCACUAUCUGAGUCUGAAACUUCAGCCUUAGCGCCCAACAGAGCGUCAGAAACACUUGAGGACACGGCACCAACAGAAUUAGAGUCUUUUGGGGAAACUGCAGCUGUCUAUGGGCUGAGUUUGAGCCAAAGUGGGACAGUAGAAUGCACCUCUGAUGCCGACACUGCGCUGGAUAUCAGUGCAGCGGUUGGGCAGUCACAAGCGUCAGUAGAACUCGAUGUUUUUGCUUCCCGACAGGAGCAGCGACUGGCAUCCACACGUUCCAAAGAGGAGCAGUCAGGUGGCACUGAACAGGGGGAAGAAAAGAGUCAAGCCCGAGCAGUUUCUGGGGGUGAACAAGUGAACACAGUGGACACCUCGAGGCCUCUACCAUCUCUGGAGUCUCCUCAGCAAGAGUUUCUGACUCCCACUGAUGAAAUAAGUGCACCGUUGAGACAGGAGGAGGAGUUACCCCCGUUGGAGCAAGCAGCGGAGAAAACUACAGCGAGCCAGAGCCUGAACAUUCUAAAUAGGCCUGUAGACCUUCCUGAACCUUUAGAAAAGACCGUAGCCUUCUCCAAACCAACACACCUGAUAGCACAGCUUUCCAUAUCAUCACAGAGCACCAAGGCAGAAUUUUCAGAAGAAGCACCAAAAGAAGGUGAACCAUCAGACCCAACCCAGACCGAAGUUCCUGUAGUUCCUGAGGUUCCACAAUCUGGAAGAAAACCAAAUGAGGAGGCUGAGGGAGCAAAGGAGGAGGCUGAGUUCCUACAACCAUCCAAACAGUUCGAAGGCAUUCUAGAGAAAACAAACAGUGAGGUAAAAUCCCAAGACCCUGCACAGAAUGAACAGUCACCCAAAAAGUCGAUAGCAGAGCCCGUACAACAGGAGAAGAAGCGUCUAGAGAAGCCAGAAGAGAAACCUGUUGAGGACGCACAUGUGGAGUCUUCAAUAGUCCUGACUGAGACAACCGAUGUGACAGAUAUAGUCCAGGACCCCCCUGUGGAACUCCAGGACAGCCCGCCCUCCCUUGCUGAGCAGGCAGAAAGCGGUCAGGCUGAGCCUUCCUCUCCACCACCUCCUCCGUCUGACCAACACUUCCUGUUCACCACUCCUCCUCACCUGCAAGACACCACACAGCUCCCCACUAUUUCUCCCACACCCUUAGAAAGUUGCACGCUUGAAGUUCUUCCAAACCCACCUGCAUCCCCCUGCCCUUCUCCUCCAGCUGCCCCUUCUGCACCCUCUGCUAACCACUGUGAGGAUCUUUCCCCUGCCUCUGCACCCCGUCCUGUUCCUUUAAGGAGCUCUGACUCUGAUGGAGCUUUUGAGACUCCUGAAUCUACAACUCCAGUGAAAUCUAUUUCUCCGAGCCAUCCAGAGUCACCCAGAGAGCAACUAACAUCAGAUGACAAAGGUGCAAACACAGAAACAAGUGAUCAAGGUUCUGACUUUGCCAAAGCUGAUUCACCCAGUCAUUCAUCAACGAGUGCUUUUGAUGAGAACAAGCCUAUUGCUGCCAGUGGUACUUACAACAUCGAAGUUUUUGCUGUUGAGCCUACAAGUCACACUCUGACCCGCUCGCUCAGCCUCCAAGGAGGCGAGUUAGAUAACACUAGUCUGUUGGACGGAUCCGAGUCAGGAGGUUUCCGUCCACAUUCUGAAUCCUUCAGUGUAGGAACUGAGAGUGCCCCGGGGACUCUCCGUAGGCCCAAGAAAGUCCGUCCUGGUUCGGUCAAGAAAAAGCCCCUCCUCAGACAGAACUCCAACCCAGAGAGCCCGAGGCCAGCCUCAUCCAGCAGCACCCCAGAAAUCAAGAAGCGGCCAAAGCCUCGGACUGCUAGCCCUUUGCAGGCUCAGGAGGAAACAGAAGGAGGCUCUCCAACCCUAAGUCCCGGAGAGACUCUCCGACGUUCAAGGAAAAGCCGCGUGGAAACUCCCCCUCCUCUACCUGAAGAAACCAGUCAUACCAGCCAAGAGGAAAGCCGUACUGUCCCUGCCUUACCUUUGUGUCAGGAGGAGCUCCCCUUACCCGCUAGUCUAACGGACACAGACGAAUCUCCAAUUCCUCCCAGUGCCUCCUACAAAUGGGAUCCUGAUAACUUUGAGAACAUUGAUCCCUUUAAGACUGGGGGGAGUAAAAUAGCCAAUUCCCCAGUUCUGGGUCGCAAAGGUCCCAUUUGUGGCCCUAUUUCCAGCCCACCUGCUCCUACAGAAAAACCACAUCACUCCAGUCCCCCUCCUCCUCUUGAAGAACCAAUUACCAAUCCUGAGGAGCAACCUAUUUUAACCAAGCGCCAACCAGUAAGACUGGAGUUUGACUACUCUGAAGAAACCUGUGAGGCAUCACAUCAGGCUUCCCCUCCACUAAAGAAAGUGGUGAAGAAGCCUAGUGGCAAGAUGCCUCUAAGGAAACCAAAGCUGGGAUUGAAAAAAACUGCACCUGCCCCGGUGGAGCAACUGGACAACAGCUUUCCUGCAAAUGGAAAUCAGAAUGAAAUCCCUCCUCCGAAGGCAUCUUACAACUUUGAACCUGACAAGUGGGAUGAUCCAAAUUUCAAUCCAUUCGGUUCAAAGACAAGUAUCUCCAACUCCCCCAAAAUGCCCAGGUCAUCAUAUAACUUUGAUUCCAACAACUGUGAAGACUCCACAGACCCUUUCAAAUCCUCCAUCAAAAUGGCUAUGUCUCCUCCUAAGGCACAUGCCUCAUUUGAAGUGUCAUCCAAUGACUAUGAUAAUGAAAAUGACAAUGACAAUAUUGGAGAGCUGGAGGACCAAAACCAGAACAAACCUGUUAAGAAAAAGAAAACUCCUCUAAAAUCUAAUACUUUCAGAGUGAAGAGGUCCCCUAAGAAAUCACCAUUGUCAGAUACAUCACCGGAUCCAACCCCCGUAGAUGAGUCUCCCUCCAAUCAUGCACAAGAUGAUCAUGCCACAGAUGAGGAGAAGCUGGCCUCCUCCACCAAUCAUAAGUGGACAGCCCUGCAUGAUAUGGACACAGACUUGAACUCUGACCAACAAGACUUCCCUCAGCCAUGCGACCUUACAUCUUUUGUUAAAGAGAACAGGCUCCCCCAGGAGGCUCCAGUUCAAGACUAUGAAAUUGAGUACAUGGAGAAGAUUGGCUCCUCAUCCCCACCACUUUCAACAAAGAAGCCAUCAUUGUACUUGAAGUUGGACUCAGUAUCUGACAACCUAACCAAAAAUGCAUGUGCACAUGGAUCUGAGCCCACCUCCCCCUGCACAGGGAGCUUUGAGGAGAUGGAGGCCCAGAUAACAGCAGGUAUGAAGACACCGGUUUUGAGCUCGCGACCUGGUCCUGAGGGUUCCGCCGGAGAGAAGGGCAAGAAGAGAGAAAACGAAGCACUCAGCCGAACGCAGAGCAUAGAGAGGGAUGAGCAGCCCCCAAGCCAGGGCCCUGUGGAGGCCCCUGCUCCGGCCCAAGCUAUGCCCUUAUUAGACAGGCUGUCUGAGUGUGACGACCCCCUGCAGUACCUGGAGCCUGACCUGGCCGAGACCAACCCCACAGCAUUCGCCCAAAAACUGCAGCACAGAGAUAUGACAACUUCAGCAGAGAGUACUGUAACCAAGAACGCACUAUACACCAGGACCACCACUUCCAGCAGCUACAUCGAGGGGGAGAGCCCCCACCUGCCCAGAGAUCUGGACCACUCACUGGGAAUCGCACGAGAGGAGAUUGUGACAAAGGAGAAAGAAGUACUAGAAUGGCAGAGAAAAUAUGAAGACAGUCGGCAAGAAGUGGUGGAAAUGAGGAGAAUUGUUGCUGAGUAUGAGAAGACAAUUGCUCAGAUGAUCGAGGAUGACCAGAAAGAGAAGUCUCUCUCCCACCACACCAUCCAGCAGUUGAUCAUGGAGAAGGACCAGGCCUUGGCUGACCUCAACUCAGUGGAGAAGUCUCUAGCGGACCUCUUUCGUCGUUAUGAAAAGAUGAAAGAUGUCCUGGAGGGCUUUCGCAAGAAUGAAGAGGUACUGAAGAAAUGUGCUCAGGAGUAUCUCUCCAGGGUGCGCAAGGAAGAACAGAGAUACCAAGCCCUUAAGAUCCAUGCAGAGGAGAAGUUAGACAAGGCUAAUUCAGAGAUAGCUCAGGUUCGAGUCAAGGCCAAGCAGGAACAAGCUGCUUACCAAGCCAGCCUGAGAAAGGAGCAGAUGAAGGUGGACUCUCUGGAGCGCACAUUGGAGCAAAAGAACAAAGAGAUUGAGGAGUUGACGAAGAUCUGUGAUGAGCUGAUCGCCAAGAUGGGGAAGAGUUAGCCACCAAACUGAAUCUCACAGAAAACCUUAGCAGUUUGAAAAAGAGUGGGAUCACUCCUCCGAGAAGUCAUGGGCAUCUGAGGCCAAAGAGGUCUUUGUUUUUUUAAAACUAUCUAUUAACUUUGUGUGUACAGGAUUCACAGGAAUAACUUCCUUUAUUACUCUGUAUAUUUUUAUGUGUCAGUGUAUUGUACCGUAUCAGGGUCUGGUUUAAAGUUUUAGAAAAUCUAUCAUAUCACUGAUGAGUGUGUCUGUGGAUAAUGGUGUGUGCGUGUGUGUGUGCGUGUGUGGGUGUGUGUGUUUUAAUGAGAAAGUGCAAGGAUUGUUUGUGGAUUAAAUAGUGUAUUAUGAUGUUGCCAUGACAGCCACUGAGGGAGGCGACUGUU